Molecule: messenger RNA, 2574 nt
Organism: Folsomia candida
Lineage: Eukaryota; Metazoa; Arthropoda; Collembola; Entomobryomorpha; Isotomidae
Product: oxysterol-binding protein 1
Exons: 8
Coding region: 13-1557 (514 amino acids)
Cellular component (GO): intracellular membrane-bounded organelle; cytosol; membrane
Molecular function (GO): sterol binding
Source: RefSeq, a predicted model, not a curated record
UGUACGAAUGUUAUGCAUCUGCAGAAAGACGAUGGCACGGCUCCACUACCAUUUCCAUAUCAUCAACAGUUGAGCGUCAAAGUGCGGUCGAAACGGAUGCGAAGAUUUCUGUGCUGCUGUUGUUGUCGAAGAAGACGAAAAAAAGACCAAGACGACACUGCCUUGUUGCGAUCGUAUAGUGAACGGGGAGGCUUUACGGUGCGAAAUCAAUCGGCCAACGACAUGGAGUCGACAUCCGAGAAUGACGUUUCAGCUGACUGUUUUGGGGGUGAACAGUUUGACCCCUUUUCCAUCACUGUGAUGGUCCGAUCGUUAAAUCAAUCGAGGAGAAUACGGAUACCAAAUCGUCCCGAUGUCUCCAUGAGUUUAUGGUCCCUUAUAAAGAACGCCAUCGGCAAAGACCUGACCAAACUUCCCCUCCCCGUCAACUUUAACGAACCCUUGUCCAUGCUUCAGAGAUUAAAUGAGGACUACGAGUACAGCGCCUUGAUCGACAAAGCGGCCGAUACGUCCGAUCCCUUCGAACAAAUGGCGUACAUCGCAGCCUACACGGUUUCUUCUUACGCGACAUCCGCCCUACGGACGGGAAAACCGUUCAAUCCUCUUCUCGGCGAAACAUUCGAAUCUGACCGCAUCGAAGACUUGGGAUGGCGAUGUAUCAGUGAGCAGGUCAGUCAUCACCCGCCCCUCGUCGCGCAGCACUGUCAAGGUCGAAAGUGGGUGUGCUGGCAGCAGUUCUCGAUGAGUUCGAGGUUUCGGGGAAAUUCUAUUGAAAUCACGCCACUGGGAUUGGCACAUCUUUUAUUCCCUAAAACAGGAACGCACUAUACGUGGCGCAAAGUUCCCAGCAUUGUGCAUAACAUUAUGUUUGGAAAGUUGUGGAUUGAUCAAGAGGGCGAAAUGGAUAUUUAUAAUCACAGCACGGGGGAAAUUUGUCACAUAAAGUAUAAUCCAUCCUCUUUCUUUAAGGGAGAAGCUAAGCGAGUUGAAGGGACCAUCUACGAUUCGGUCAAACAGCCCAAAUUAUGCAUCGCUGGUACUUGGGAUAGUAAAAUUGAGUCGUUUGAAAUACUCAAAAUAGAUUCUAAAGGUAGCUUUACACUUGGGCCGGCAAAAUUACUUUGGAGCAGAGUCAUGCCUCCAUCUGACUCGGAUAAAUACUAUAAUUUCACACUGCUCGCCUGCCAACUAAAUGAAAUGGAGGAAGGUGUGGCUCCCACCGACAGUCGUAACAGGCCAGAUCAACGCCUCAUGGAAAACGGAUACUUUGACGAAGCCAAUCUAGAAAAGUUACGAAUAGAAGAGAAACAACGGACGGCGAGGAAAAUCAGACUUCAGAAUAUGACGAAUUCUUCAAAGUCAAAGUCCACGCUUGUCACGGCCGUCAGCAAACCACCCGAUGACCUUGACGACGACGGUGGCGAACCCGGCUAUAAACCUGCCUGGUUCUCCGUAGCGAAAGAUCAAGUAACCGGAAAAAAUAUGCAUAUUUACAACGGUGAAUAUUGGGAGUGCAAAAAUAAAUCGGAUUGGUCACGUUGUCCCGAUAUUUUUUAAUCCAUGCGUCUCCUGCUAUAAAUAUUUGAGAGGAUAUACAUUCAACAUUCUCUCUCAUUGAUUUUGAUGCAUAUGCUUAGAAAAAAAGAUUGAUUGAAUAUGUACCACGGGUACAAUAAGGUCAAGGCUAUCGUGCGGGGUGGUAAUGUAAUCACUCAAUUUUAUUCGCAUAUAUGCAAAAGGUGAGAUUUUUAUUAGGCUGAUCAUUCAACCACAUAUUUAUUUCUUAUACGAGAACAAUGCCUAAGGUUUCCUUCGCGUGCAGAAAAUCGGUUCCAUUUUAUUUCAUGCAAAGUAACCAACCAAACCACACACCGCAUCGUCAUAAACCGACUGCGAGGACAUUCAUAAUACAGUCUUUCAAGUAGGAGAAAGUUGUAAUUUGAGUAGUUUAUUCGUCCACCUCAGACAGGUUUUUAUGCCUGAGAUGGAAUUUUGUUCCGACUUUCUCUGAUGUAGGUGGCUGCCUAGAACACGCUUUGUUUGUGGUGGCUUCCUUUCGCCACACCAUCGAACACUGCAAAUUUAGUGGGCCAUAUCCCAUCCGAGAAAUUGCAGUGGCUGUUUUCUUCCUCGGCUGGCUGGGUUAGUUUUACUUUUAGGCACGUUUAUUAUUGGCUUCCAAAAGCAAAUUGUAAACUCUAAGCAAACUUAUUGGCCACCUCUGCGCUUCUUGUUUAUAUAUCGCAUCGUCAUGACUACUACGUACAUAUGUAUGCCUUUUCGCCAGUUGGCAAAUUUUUGCACCCACUCACUCCUCAAGUAAAACGAUGACUGUAUAAAGUCAAAACUUUCACCUUGUCGCGUAUGUAUUCUUAUAAGUACAGGGCAAAAACAUCCGUGCGAUGAUGCCCGUGAAGUGAAGUAAAGAAAAUUGAUGAGGAAUGGAAUGAUGCAUAGAUUACAAGGGGAGAAAGUUUAAUUGUGGUGGAAAAACUUAUGAUUAUUAGGAUAUUGCAAAAAUUGAGUAAAUUGUGAACUUUGUGAAGAAGUAAUAAAAGAUUCGUUUAAAAAGUA